Daphnia pulex (common water flea) is the source of this 1762-nucleotide messenger RNA. RefSeq names its product nucleolar protein 12-like (gene vito). The record is from RefSeq and is a predicted model, not a curated record. Lineage: Eukaryota; Metazoa; Arthropoda; Branchiopoda; Diplostraca; Daphniidae. Gene Ontology annotation, cellular component: nucleolus. The transcript is spliced from 4 exons. Bases 84 to 680 code for a protein of 198 amino acids. Gene Ontology annotation, molecular function: RNA binding.
UUUUAUUCACAGUUUUCUCCCACAUGACACAUGUAUGCGUGCGUAUUUGUUCGCUUGUACACUACUUUAUUUUGUAAAUUGUAAUGGCUUCCAAGGUUCAGCCUAAGCGUGGUGUCAAUACGAAACCCCACAGCCGAAAUGCCGUCAACCAAAGACAAAAUACUAAACCGAAGAAUCGACAAACUAAAGUUAAUUUGAUUUUUGAUGAAAAAGCCAGAAAGGAGUACCUAACAGGAUUUAGGAAGAGAAAAGCUGAGAGAAGGAAGAAAUUUAAUGAGAACCUUAAAAAAGAAAUCAAGUCUGAAAGGAAGAGGCUUCAAACUGAACUCCGUGAGGAUAUUAAAAAGUCAGCUUCCAGCAGGCGUAUUCCUGAGCUACAACACCUUGUUGAUGAUGUAGCUCAUGUAUAUGAGCUCCCAGAACAUACUGUCAAAAUUGAGCCUAUUCUGGAUUCUCAAAUCAGAAGUGAAAAUCUGUUUCUUGGAAAAAAUGAAGCAUCUAAUGCAGCAUCAGAUGAAGAAAACAACAGAGAGCCUUUGGUUGAUAAAAAAAAGAAAACCAAGGAUUUGAAUCGACAGAUGAACAAGAAACUAUUGAAAACUAAGGCAUUUAAACGGCAAACACAAAUGGUCAGAGACAAGUCUAGAAAGAAGGGAAAGCAUUUAAGGAAGACAAAAUAAACAGAUUGCCAUACAUCUAAUAAUAGAUUGUAUAAAGCUACCAAGUGUUUUAAACAAAUCUUUAAACUUUGAAAAAAACGUGUGUAUAAAUUUAGCUGGGACGCACCCGUCGAAAAAUAUUUAUAUUUUCCUAUUUGGAUUUAUUUCCUUGCUUAUAUAUUCUGUACAUUGCCCUUAUGGAAAUUAACAAUUCUUAAUCAAAAAUCCUAGCAUAUAUUUUUAAAUUUUGGAAUUUGCUUAUUUAUACUUCAUUUUUUAAUUAUUCAACACGGAGACCUAAUUAUGUUUUCAAGUAUCUAUUAUUCCGUAACAGCAUAACAGAGAUUUGAGAGAGUCCCAAAGGCCAAACGUCUUUUACAUAUAGCUGAAAAAAUAGGCACGCUUAAAUUUUGUCAAUUAUAUUACUAAAUCAAUCGUUCAUUCAACGUAAUAUGAUCUAUUCCGAAUGGGUCCCCGUUCCCCGAUUUAAAAAUAUUGGUUAUUAUUAUUUUUAGAUCGCUUUUCAAGAUUGUGCUAGUACGCAGGAUUUAUUCUUCUUCAGUCACCACGGGUUCUGCAACCAGUAUACCUUGUAUAUGUUUAUUUUAUUUUCUUUAUGCAGAGGAGGCUUUCUAGAUACAGUUCUCCCGAUAAGGUUUACGUAAUUAGGAAAAAGUUGUUUUAAUACUUUUCAUAUCACAGAAUUUGUUGUGGUGAAAACUUGUUGCUCCUUAGGCCAAAAUAUUCUGUUUUUUCACAAUUUAUGUGAUUUCAAAAUAGUCUAAUCACCUGCAUGUUUUCAAAUAGCACAAUUUCUUACCAGAAGUAAAAUUAAAAUUUUUGUUGCAGUACCAAACGAAAUCCUUCAUGAACUGUGUGUAUUGUGAUAGCGGGUAAGCUUUGUUGGUUGUCUUUUAGAAGCACGUUUCAUCAGUUCUUUUAACAAAUCUUCAGUCCAGAGAUUGAAGCCAAAAGAUUACACAGAAGAGAGAUAUUGCGUAGAAGAUAGGUCUGAACAAUUGAAAAUCCCAAUUUAUUAUAAUUCCCUCAUCCCUUCCGUAUCUUAUGUAACCAAACAGUGUUAAAAAUAAUAUGUUGACAAA